Aureobasidium namibiae CBS 147.97 is the source of this 2061-nucleotide messenger RNA. RefSeq lists its product as uncharacterized. Gene Ontology annotation, biological process: regulation of DNA-templated transcription; cellular response to starvation. The transcript has 2 exons. The record is from RefSeq and is a predicted model, not a curated record. NCBI's taxonomy places the organism in Eukaryota, Fungi, Ascomycota, Dothideomycetes, Dothideales, Saccotheciaceae. Gene Ontology annotation, molecular function: zinc ion binding; RNA polymerase II transcription regulatory region sequence-specific DNA binding; DNA-binding transcription factor activity, RNA polymerase II-specific. Gene Ontology annotation, cellular component: nucleus. The annotation marks the transcript as partial.
AUGGCCCCCGGUCCAGCCCACCACGCCUCGUCCGAAGAGCAGACAGACUCGGUCAACAACCAGACGCACACUCCCUCCCAACCACAGCCCAACAUGUCCGACUCGAUCCAAGAAGCCUCUCCGAGCGACGACAAGGCUUCACCAGCUUCUGCCUCAUCCAACAAGGACCAAAAUGGCUCAGCGACCAAGCGAGCAAGUACAAAAGAUCCCUCGAGACCGAAGAGGAAGAAGGCACGGAGAGCAUGCUACGCCUGCCAAAGGGCUCAUCUGACAUGUGGUGACGAACGACCAUGUCUCCGCUGCAUCAAGCGUGGCCUGCAAGACCACUGCCAUGAUGGAGUACGAAAGAAGGCCAAAUAUCUUCACGAUGCUCCCAACGAAGCUCUGAUACCACACUCCUACAACCAGAACCAGAGCCAGUCUACUCCCGCUACCGAGUCUACACCUGUAGCUCAAUCUUCGUCGUACUAUCAAACCCCAGUUGGUGCUCAAGCAUUUGCAAACUUUGGUCACACUCCCUCCGUGGCUCCUAUCAACUCUCCCUCAGCUACCGAAUCACCCAUGGUUCAUCCUAAUCCUUAUGUCCCUCAGCAGAACAUGGUCACACAGCCAUUUCCUUCGGCUGCUUCUCAACAAAUGCCACCUCCUCAGGACCCUAUCUCAUCUAUCUCACACACUUCUGGAGACGCGAAGCCUGGCCAAUCUUUCAACGCCCCGUUCUUUGACCCUGCCGACCCUUCACUCUUCAAUUUUGACAUCUCAAGUCUAAAUUUUGGAAAUCAUUAUGGUGCUUUAGAAUUUGGCAUGCUUGGGCACAUGUCCUCUGGUGCCGUCGAAACUCCUGAUACUGAGAACGGCAGCAUGAUGACCUCGAUGCCUUACGAUCCAACCAACUCGAACUACUCAGCUACCUUCCCCUACGGUAAUACCGGUUAUACCGACUGGCAACGCAACAACGAUGGUGCCAGACAAAACAGCUCUGGCCAGGUCUUUUCUAUAACUGGAGACAACAGUAUUGAUGGAUCACUGAACUUCCACAACGCUUUUGCCAUCGGCGAGAAUGGUUCCAUGUCAGGAGCCAGUCCCAGCGCUGCCAAUAUGAUGGACUUCAACACAGGAUACAGUACGAGUCCUGCAGCUCCAGCGCAACACUUGUUACGCAACUCGAGUCAAGAUUUCAGCCGCCAUCAACCACGACCGCAAAUCAGAAACAGCUUCUCAGCAAGUGACAUACAUCAUACACGGCCAAAUCAACAGAGAAAACGACGAGACCCCUCUGACAUAUACACAUCAGUCACUGCGCCGUAUCCAUACACUACAGGCUUCCAUUCCUUCACUGCAUGUCUACAAAGACUUUACUCGCCACAAAAGACUGCCCGAAUCGCUAGAGCGUUGGCGGCUAUCCGACCAUCAUUCAUCUCUUGUACAAAACAGUUGAAUCGCGACGAUUUGAUAUUCAUGGAAAAGUGUUUCCAGAGAACGCUAUUCGAGUACGAUGACUUUUUGACGGCUUAUGGAACUCCUACACUGAUCCUACGUCGUACUGGCGAAGUCGCUGCUGUUAGUAAGGAGUUCUCGUUGCUGACAGGGUGGUCAAGAGAUGUCUUGCUUGGCAAGGAAUCAAACUUGAACAUCAACAUCGGCAACGCAUCGGGGCGUCAGACUGGUACUAGCACUAGAGGCACUGUCACACCUCUUGCACAGAAUGAUGCGGACACGGCUGGUCGACUACAGCCCGUACUUCUCCCAGAGCUCAUGGAAGACGACAAUGUCAUCGACUUCUACGAAGACUUUGCAAAGCUUGCUUUCGGAGACUCACGUGGUGUCAUGAUGAAGCCCUGCAAGCUUUUGAAGUACAAGACCAAGGACGAUCCUGGAUGGAGUGCAGAUCUACUGAGCGAGCGAGAAAACAGACAUCGCAAUGGCAAACCGGUGGGUCCACUCAUCAGCGGCGAGUCGGGCAUGAACUCGCUCGGUGAUCGGGACGGCAAGGUGUCCUGCAUGUUCUGUUGGGUGGUCAAGCGAGACGUCUUUGACAUUCCCAUGAUGAUUGUUAUGAAU